Messenger RNA from Dioscorea cayenensis subsp. rotundata (Guinea yam), 1155 nucleotides. Its product is annotated as B-box zinc finger protein 24-like. Gene Ontology annotation, cellular component: nucleus. Gene Ontology annotation, biological process: photomorphogenesis; regulation of DNA-templated transcription. Lineage: Eukaryota; Viridiplantae; Streptophyta; Magnoliopsida; Dioscoreales; Dioscoreaceae. The record is from RefSeq and is a predicted model, not a curated record. Gene Ontology annotation, molecular function: zinc ion binding.
CACAAGCCAACCACAACCACAAACAACAACAUCAAAACAACCACCAAAGAUGAACACAAGCUCACAACAAUAAUCUCAAACUUUAUCAUCAUCAUCAUCAUCUUUGUUACAGACAUUCACAUUUCUUGUUUUCAGAAAAAUAAUACAGUUCACAGGAAUAUGCAAACAUUCUGAUUGUCAGAAAAAAGUGAAAGAGAUGAAGAUCCAGUGUGAUGCUUGUGAGAAGUCCCCGGCGACAGUUAUUUGCUGCGCUGAUGAGGCGGCUCUCUGCGCAAGCUGCGAUGUGGAGAUUCAUGCGGCAAACAAGCUUGCAAGCAAGCACCAGAGACUUCUUCUUCAGUGUCUCUCAAACAAGCUCCCACGUUGUGAUAUCUGUCAAGAGAAGCCGGCCUUCAUCUUCUGUGUGGAGGACAGAGCCCUUUUCUGCCGUGAAUGUGAUGAGCCCAUUCAUGUAGCUGGUAGCCUCUCCGGAAAUCACCAACGCUUCCUGGCAACUGGUAUUCGUGUGGCACUGAGCUCCGGAUGCAACAAUGAUAUCAACAAAGAAUGCUUUGAGCCACCAAACCGUCAUGCUCCACUCCAAGCUCCAAACAAUCUCUCCACACAACAAACACCUUCAGCAUUCACUCAAUCUGCAUGGGCAGUUGACGAGUUCCUGCAGCUUUCUGAUUAUGAAUCUGCAGACAAGAAAGAGACCCCGGCAGGGAUUGGAGAACUGGAAUGGUCAGACAUAGGGCUUUUUCAAGGGCAAGGACACAAAGGGAUGUUAUCAGCAGCUGAAGUUCCAGAACUUGUCAUCCCUCAAGCAAGCAAUGCACCAUCCUACAGACCAACCAAAUCUAACAUGCCCCUUAAGAAGCUGAGAAUUGAGCUUUCAGAUGAUGAAGAGUACUUUACUGUCCCUGAUCUUGGAUAGAGGCAAUACAAGUGUGUCCUAUAUAAGCCACAGUUAUGUCAUGAACAUGCUAUAUGCAUGGAGGCUGAUACAUAUCCAAACUUAUGUGUCUGUUCAGACUUCAUGGUUCUACCUCUAGUUGACAUGCUAUAUUUUAAGGUUUUGGUAACUCACCUAGGUUUGGAAAGAUUGGAUGACUAUAUAAUUUUUCCGAUCAUGCAUUUGUAUAAUCAUCAUAGAAAGAUCUUAUUCAAUGCUUA